GACCGCUGAAUCGAUCAAUUACACGAAUCGAUCAAUUCACUUGAUAAUUUGGUGUUUGGGAAGUAAAAACAUCGUUCAAAAAUGAUUCGACAAAUUUGCUCCAGACGAAAUGUAUCGUUGUUAUCACGCCUUUGGUCGGGCAACCAAUCCAGUUCAAAACAAUCAGAACAACAAUUGACAGAUCGACUUCAGGAACGUUUUAAAGAGGCAAAGCACGUUAGCGUCGUGGACAUUUCUGGUGGAUGUGGUGCCAUGUAUGAAAUCGUUGUAGAAACUAAUGAAUUCAAGGGUCUAUCACGAGUGAAGCAGCAUCAAUUAAUAACAGACACACUCAAAACCGAAAUUAAAGACAUGCACGGACUUCGGAUACACACAUCGAUUCCAGACUCAUAAAUUGUUAGAUUGUUUGUUUUAAGCCAACACUGCAUCGAUAAUAGGACUAGUAAAAUGAAAAUAAAUUAUUAAAUUCUGAUAUGUUAAUUCAUUGAAGACGAUUAAAUGGAUUGUAUACCGUA
Sitodiplosis mosellana (orange wheat blossom midge) is the source of this 515-nucleotide messenger RNA. RefSeq names its product bolA-like protein 3. Bases 82 to 393 code for a protein of 103 amino acids. Lineage: Eukaryota; Metazoa; Arthropoda; Insecta; Diptera; Cecidomyiidae. The transcript is spliced from 3 exons. The record is from RefSeq and is a predicted model, not a curated record.